AUGUUGAACAAGUUGAGAAAUGAUCAGGAGAGGUUGACGGAGGAUAGCGAGAUGGAAGAGUUUGAAGAUAUGUCUAUGGAGGACUUCGCAUCUGAUUUGCUAAAAGGGUAUGUGUGGAUUGAAGGGAGAGGAAUUGGGAAGAACGCCAGAGAAGAUGUCAAGGUGGUUGAGUACACCAAAAGAACUGGGAAAGAAGGUACUGCUGCUGCGUUUCUAGGGUUUUCCGGAGCAACCCCUUAUCGAGAACAAAGAAGAUGAAAGGCUGUAAAAACGGGAGCAUGUGCUUUUCUAUCGUAAUGGUUUUUGGGCUUCUGUUGCUGUGUGCCCUCGCUUGCAUUGUCAUACGUAGGUUCCUACCGAAAGAGAAAAAAAUGGGCCCAGAUGUUAGCGGAAGUAUUGUUGAACCGGAAGGUUGAUGGAGCUAUAUAGAAGAGCAAUUAGCGUGCAGCUGUGUAGUGAUCAAUGGAUUAUUAAAUAAUAUAUGA
Molecule: messenger RNA, 485 nt
Organism: Lactuca virosa
Lineage: Eukaryota; Viridiplantae; Streptophyta; Magnoliopsida; Asterales; Asteraceae
Source: the annotation of a GenBank genome assembly